This is a messenger RNA of Trichobilharzia szidati, 956 nucleotides long. NCBI's taxonomy places the organism in Eukaryota, Metazoa, Platyhelminthes, Trematoda, Strigeidida, Schistosomatidae. The record is from the annotation of a GenBank genome assembly.
AUGUAUAAUGUUAAAGAAACAUCAAAAGUUGAAUUUUCUUCAUUAUUAUCUUCAUUUGAAUAUGAAUUAAAUAACUGUGCAUUGUCGCCAACCAUAUCGCAGUUAGACCACCAGGAAGUCGUCGAAACGAAAUUCUAUGGCGAUCGUUUGUUGGGCGGCGAUGUGAUAACUGGGAAAUCUGUUACUAACACAAAUUUCGAUUCAGAUUUCAGCAAUGUUGGUCACAGCCUCUUCUCUUUUGAAGUGGACACUAAUACACUUUCGCCGGAAUUAUUCGCUGAAAACGGGGAUAACGCAGAUUUUGAUUGGACAUAUUUAUUACCUGAUUCUGGUGAACCAGUGUCAUUAGAAGAUAUUAUUCCCAGUCAUUUCCUAAAUUGUGAGUCAAAUAAAGAAGCAGGGCUAAAAGAAAGAACAGGAGUUGGAAGAAGCAAUGGAAAGUGUAACAGGUUUCAAAGGAAUUCUCUAGGAGAUAGCUCUAAAUUAGAGAUACUGAAGUCUUAUUAUAAAUCAAGAGUUGUGCAACAGAAGCCUAUAUCGUGCUCCUCAUCAGCUCAUUAUCUUUCAGAUUCGAAAAAAUGCUAUGUACAUUCAAAUUGUGUUCAGUUAAAUGAAGAUUUCGAUUUACUUGGAAGUGAUUACGAUAGAAAUAUUUCCUAUGAAAACACACAAGUGGUAAACUUAAACAAUAAAGAUUUGCAAAAUGGUAUACCUUGUGGCAACCCAAACUGCCGCACUUCUAUGCAAAGUUGUAUUUUGAAACCAGUCAGACGCUUUUCUAUUGCCUUUUGGAUCAGGUUGCAAGUCAAAGGCUGAAUGCGUGUGGUGGCCCCUCAAGACAAGUACUUGCUUCGGGUUGGGCGUCCGAGCAGUACCCCAGCACUCGCAUGAACUAAGAGAUUUUGUGUGGUGGAUCUCUUGGUGCCCAUAAUAUACCAAGUUGGAAUUUUAAUAAG